UCCUGCGUUUCACGUCCCUAGUGCAGUGAGCACUUCACGUGCUGGCAUCUUAACGCAUAUUUCCUUGCAUUUGUAGCAUAAUUUCUCGUUAGUGCAAGAAAUGAUUGCCACCAAUGGAAUCACUGGCCUCGCCCAGAGGUUAGCCUAAGUCCUUUAUUCUACCACGGCACUCCACUGAGAGGUUUACUGUUAGGCCUGAUAAUCGUGUCCGCUCAAAUCGCGGGUUGUCGGAUCUUGGCGGCACUGGCCAAUGAGGAUGAGAAGACGGACACGUCAAUCAAGUCAUUCAUGCUGGAGGGUACGGUCGUCUCAACCAAGCUCCCAUAGAUGAUGGAGGUGUUACAUCUCAUCCCAAGAGGUCUGCCAGCAUCAUUCAAGUACCAGAAGCACACAUUGCCAGAUCUACCAUAUGACUACAGUGCAUUGGAACCCACUAUCUCAGCAGAGAUCAUGCAGCUGCAUCACUCCAAGCAUCAUGCCACCUAUGUUACCAACCUUAAUGUGGCUGAAGAGAAGAUGUUUGAAGCAGCGAAUAAAAAGGAUGUGACAGCCAUGGUCACUCUUCAGCCAGCAUUGAAAUUCAAUGGAGGAGGUCACAUCAACCACUCUAUCUUCUGGCAAAACCUCUCACCCAAUGGUGGUGGAGAACCAUCAGGUGCCCUCAUGGAGCAGAUCAAGAAGGACUUUGGAUCCUUUGAAAAUAUGAAGACUGCGCUUUCCAAUGUUACAACUGCAGUGCAGGGCUCUGGUUGGGGAUGGCUUGGUUACAACAAGGCAAACAAGAUGCUUAAAAUCACCACUUGUGCCAAUCAAGAUCCACUUGAGGGAACCACUGGAUUGGUACCACUGCUAGGCAUUGAUGUGUGGGAGCAUGCUUACUAUCUCCAAUACAAGAAUGUUCGUGCUGACUAUGUCAAAAACAUAUGGAAUGUUGUGAACUGGAAAGAUGUGGAGCAGCGCUUCAAGAAAGCUAGUCUUUAAAGGGAAAGAUCUGUAUCUUCAAAGAUCAAGAAAGUCUCACUGAUAGUGGGAUUCUGUCAGGAUGUAGACAGUUUAUAUUCUCUAACUAAUGAGAUGGGCAAUUGCAGUGUGAUCUAUAUAUUUAAGUGAAUUGUAAUUGACAAUUGUGAUCUUUAUUGAAAUUUUCAUGUUGCAAAUUCUUGCUUCAUCUGUGAAACAACCUCCCUCCCCUACAAGGAAAAUAAAACUGAAAAGACAGGCAUUAUUAUCAGCAAUGGCAACUUUGUCAAGAGGGGUAUGAAAGGGCACCAUGUAUCUCCAAUGAAUGAAUGUUUUAUACAAGGAAGUUUAGGGACUUUGUAGUUGAUGAAUGCGGUCAAGGACUCUCACAGUAACACGAGAAAUGUGAGGCUGAGUGAUCUUGGGUGACUUAGGAGUCCUUGGAUCUGACUCUUGCUUGAAAAUCUGGG
This is a messenger RNA of Darwinula stevensoni, 1430 nucleotides long. Lineage: Eukaryota; Metazoa; Arthropoda; Ostracoda; Podocopida; Darwinulidae. The record is from the annotation of a GenBank genome assembly.